UUAAACAAGUUCCACAAUGUAUGAUCAGUUGUGGAAAGACUAUUUCGGAAGAGUUAAGCAUUUCAACGAAAAAAUACAAUUUUAAUUCUUCAUCAUUUGACGAGUCCCAUAUUAUUACCAAUCAGUACGCGAUCAGUUGGUUUUACCAUUCGUAUUUUAAUUACCAAAAUGCGGCGCUUGUUAGGGAAUAAAUACACAGAUUUCAAUUGGUAUGACCUGACAAAUGCGUUGUAUCGUGUUACGUUAUUGAGGUUGCAUGUGAAAAUAAAUGAAGGUUUUAGACAUUCGUUUAUAAAUCCCAAUAUUUCCGAUCAACCAUAUUAUCCAGAUUUGGAAUUAUUUGAGAUAGUUAAAAAUAGAUUUCCCGAAGACUUUGCUGUUAUACAUCGAAUAUUAUCUGCCAUUGGUUUCGUGAAAUAUGGACCCGAUUGCUUUGUGCCAUUUUUGCCGCUUUUAAAAGAUGAACAACGGUGCGAUCCUAUCAAUGUACGUUUCACUAACUUACGUGAAAUUGUCAAUACACUCGCUGAUCCGGAAACUUCAGUGGAAAUACGCAAGCAUUUCUGGCAGCACAAUCCAAUACCCGGUGCUAAAUGGAGCACGGCUGAGGUAGAUGGAAAAGAUGAAUUUCUUGCCAAUACUAUUCUUUCUAAUCCUAAUGACAUAAUGCCAGACGAAUGCGACGUGAAUGAAGAUAUUUCUACAAUACGAGGUAUCAUAUGUGUAAUGGGUAGAAAGUACUCAAAGGAAAUUGUGAAUGAAAGAAUUGAGUAUGAGUCGUAUGGAUCAAGGGCUCAAUUUGUAUCGAGCAUAGCUAAACCCGUACGUUGUCCCUCUUAUAAUGAUAAUAAAAUAGAAAUGCCUAAGGGUCAGCAUGAUAUAUUUUGGUCACCAAGAUGGUUAAAGCAAAAUGAAAUUGAUUUGGGAGUUUUUUGCUUACUUGGUGAACAUUCAGAAGCAAUAAAAACCGAACGUUUAUUGGCGAUACGUUUUGAAGAGGUCGCAACUCAACAUAUUUAUCAAUCUUAUUKAAAUUCUCACCUACAAUUUUUUUAAAUACCGCAGAAGUAUAUUAUUUAUAAAAAAUUCAGUUUUUAU
Molecule: messenger RNA, 1098 nt
Organism: Bactrocera latifrons
Lineage: Eukaryota; Metazoa; Arthropoda; Insecta; Diptera; Tephritidae
Exons: 2
Coding region: 169-1056 (295 amino acids)
Source: RefSeq, a predicted model, not a curated record